This is a messenger RNA of Exophiala xenobiotica, 1615 nucleotides long. RefSeq lists its product as uncharacterized. The coding region runs from base 1 to 1485 and encodes 494 amino acids. The transcript has 3 exons. Lineage: Eukaryota; Fungi; Ascomycota; Eurotiomycetes; Chaetothyriales; Herpotrichiellaceae. The record is from RefSeq and is a predicted model, not a curated record.
AUGGAGCUGUCAUUCAUCAAUCAUGGCACGAACCAUCGGAGCUUGAGUGACGCAGACCGGAGCACGAUACGGAAAAUCUCCAGGCAGGUGGGAGCCGCAACACGGAAAGCGAAGGACAACGGGAAGAAGGUCAAUGUUCUACAAAUCCCGGAUUUUCUAACUGCAGACGCUGAGAGUGUUGCCAGUGCGCAACAGUCAGCUGGCUACUCUCAAGAACCCGGAUGCCUCGUCAAAGUGAAGCCACAAAAGCCGCUGGGGCAUUCUCGAGAGCUAUCGAAUCGCGAGCGAAAGCAUCACUGCUUAACAACCAGCGUUCCUGCCUCGUUGGCACUCUCCUCCAAUGGCCGGCCCUUUCCGUCAUCCAUGUCUGUUUUCAUGCUGCCUGACCUCACUACAAGACUGCUCGACUAUGCAACGGGCCAGGAUGUGCUGACAAAUCCUCUACGUUGGGUUAAGGCCUUUCGCCUGAGUCGACAAUCCGUGCUCCGGUUUCUACCUCUGUGCUAUGGUCAUAGCAAGUGCCUGGACGAUGCCAUCAAUUGUGUCGCUGCACGUCUCCAGCUAUGUCUGGCAGGCAAUGGCCAAGGUCAUACAAGCCAGUUGCAGGUGGCCAGAUUGUAUGGCCGCGCCUUGAGGAGCCUGAAUGCCGCCCUUACCUCCUCCGACCGGAUUGACUGGACCAUGUGGUAUGCGACACUGACUUUGCUUCUGUCCGAGGUAUUGGACGAAAGCAGUCGACAUGGCUGGAUCAUGCAUGCUCGUGGAGCAUUCGACAUCUUGCUUGCAUUAGGUCCGGACAACAUCCGCACGGAAAUUGAGAAAGAUAUGUUCAUAACGCAGGCUGGUGGCAUGAUCAUGGAAGCCACCUUCGCCAACAUCGGCUGUUACUUGAACAGACCCGAAUGGCAAAAGGCCCUUCAAUCGGCCAUAGAUCAUUCCGCCCAGCUCAGACAUCGUUCCGAGUCGACCGUGAAGCUAUGGAUGAUUUUGGCUUCUGUUCCAGAGUUGUUCAGGAGAGUCACCGAAGCAGUCAUGCAGCAACGUCUUGAAGAAAAGAUUGCAUUGAUGGCGCGUCUUCACAUCUUGCUCGAAGACCUGACAGCUUGGGGCGCUCACCUUCGGUCGGAAGAUGGCACCUUCCGCACCCACUAUGCUCGUAGGCACUAUAAGUCGACAACCACAAGAUACCUGGUAUAUGUGGCUUUAGCAAAUCGUUUCCUCACCGCGAUUGACGCAGACUCGGCAUCUGUGACAGAAACCAAAGCGAUGGAGACGACAUCAUAUAUCGGACAAGUUAUCGAAUCCCAUCAGCUCAAAGCGGCCUCACCUCCAGCAUUGAGACUUGCGAAAAAGGUUGUCUUGUCAAUCGAGGCUACGACACGGGAUUGGUCCCAGCCAGAGACCACGGGAACCUCCGCCUUCUCUGGGACAAUCGAGCCCAAGGUAUUUUCGUACUGGUCUUCACUAAUGGGCCGAGAAAUAUAAAGUUCAGGGCAGUCUCUCAGCAAAUGGGUUCUUCUCGUGAUACUCGGCCUCCUGAUGGACAUUUUGUGAAAAUCCUGCAUCAUGCCGGAAGUCCUCGCGCUGGAAGAACCCGCUGACGCGCAAUAUCGGC